UUGAUCCGAUCAGACCAUGCACGCACUCCGGCGCGACGCUGAGCGUGUGUGUGGAAUCUCUACUCAGCUUUUUUCUCCGCCAGGGUGGAAAGUGAAGCUCGCUGGCAGCCAAUACGCAACACCAAUAGCAGUCAUGAGCCUCAACCUUCCUACGAGGAGGCUAGUCUCGUCCGCUCCCUCGACCCUGCAAUCCAUUGCACGACCAAUCCCUCGUUCCUUCGUUCUGCCAAUCCGUACGGCCACUCAAGUGCGGAACAAAUGGAGUUUCGGCGGUCUCUUCGGUAGCCGGCGUAAUAAAGCCAGCAGCAAUGACGAUCUCUUGACGGGAGGCGAGAACCUCGACGACCCUAAAGUCCGUCAACGCUUUGCCCAGCAGCAGCAGCCCCAGUUGUCCAGCUCCAUCUUCGAAGAGGAAGUCGAAGAUACCGUUUCCGAGGGCAAGAAGGGUUCCAAGGCCGACAUGGGGCAGGCCUCUCUGAAGACGCCCGAAACCACCGCCUGGCGACUCGACCCCGAUCCGCGAAGCCGUCUCCGUUGGGAACGAAAGAAGAUCAUUCAGAUGGUCCGCCGCAACGGCCGCGUCAGCCGUGCAGAGCGCAUUGCGCAGACCGAGAAGGAGCUGGCGCACAAGAGCCCCUUUUUGGAGACCAGUGUCAAGAAGCUCGUGCACUUGGCGCGCCAGAUCCAAGGCAAGACGCUGGAAGAUGCUGUUUUGCAGAUGUCCUACUCCAAGAAGAAGAUGGCGGCUGAAGUCAAGUAUCAGCUGGAGGAGGCACGGGACUUGGCUGUAGUCACGCGUGGCAUGGGCAUGGGCUCGAGCAAGGUCAAAACGAAGGGCGUGGACGCGGAGACUCGACCCGUUAAGAUCCAGACCAAGGACGGCAAGUCGUUGACCGUCGAAGACCCGACGAGACUCUAUGUUGCCCAAGCCUGGGUUGGUAGAGGGCCUUGGAGAUCAAAGGGGAUCGACUACAAGGGCAGAGGCAGAUUCGGCAUCAUCCUAUCUCCCUCUACUAGUAUUUCGGUCGUGUUGAAGGAAGAGAAAACGAGGAUACGGGAGCACAGCGAGAAGCUCGCCAAGCAGGCGCGGAGGAAGCCGUGGGUUCAUUUGCCCGACAGGCCUGUCACAGCCCAGAGGCCCUACUACUCAUGGUAGGGUAGGCGCACUUUUGAUGAACAGAACUUGAGAUAACGAUACAUUGCCCGGAGCUGCCGGGAAAUCGUCCUGUAUCAAUCAGAAACUGUAAGAAUAUGUACAAUGAAACCCGUCCUAGAACAAAAGCCACUGCAUCUCAUUCGCUGUUC
Molecule: messenger RNA, 1305 nt
Organism: Colletotrichum destructivum
Lineage: Eukaryota; Fungi; Ascomycota; Sordariomycetes; Glomerellales; Glomerellaceae
Product: Putative ribosomal protein uL22 superfamily
Exons: 3
Coding region: 17-1156 (379 amino acids)
Biological process (GO): translation
Cellular component (GO): ribosome; mitochondrial large ribosomal subunit
Molecular function (GO): structural constituent of ribosome
Source: RefSeq, a predicted model, not a curated record